UCCAGCCCUCUGGCCGCUGUGGCUACUCCUCCCUCGGCCGCCCCGGGACCCCGCCAGCGGAUGCAAUUACUCCAGCCUAUGCAGCACCUGGCGGCAGCCUUAUCCGAGGCACCUGGCCGACUGGACCCUGCCCUCCGGCGUUGGGGCAGUAGCGUUUCCCACUGGCCUGGAGGAGGAAGAGGACCUGAAGCCCGCCCCGCCUUCCCGGGGCCAGGAGCAGGGGGCGCCGGCACCAGCCAUGGGGGGUUGUGAAGCGAGAGGUUUGCUCUGGAAAUUUGGCCUGUUCUUCCCUUUGCUGACGGGGUGUCCGGCGGGCUGCAGCCAAGUCUCCAGCAAUCAAGUGGUGUUGCUUGAUACUACAGCUGCAAUUGGAGAACUAGGAUGGAAAACCUAUCCUUUAAAUGGGUGGGAUGCCAUAACUGAAAUGGAUGAACACAAUCGUCCCAUUCACACCUACCAGGUAUGUAAUGUAAUGGAACCAAACCAAAACAACUGGCUUCGGACAAAUUGGAUCUCCCGUGAUGCAGCCCAGAAAAUUUAUGUGGAAAUGAAGUUUACCCUGCGGGACUGCAACAGCAUUCCAUGGGUAUUGGGAACUUGCAAAGAAACUUUUAACCUUUACUACAUGGAGUCAGAUGAGUCCCAUGGAGUUAAAUUCAAGCCAAACCAAUACACUAAAAUUGAUACUGUUGCAGCUGAUGAGAGUUUUACCCAGAUGGACUUGGGUGAUCGCAUCCUUAAACUCAACACAGAAGUUCGUGAGGUUGGGCCAAUAAACAGGAAAGGAUUCUAUCUCGCUUUCCAGGACAUUGGAGCCUGCAUUGCUCUGGUCUCUGUCCGCGUUUACUACAAAAAGUGCCCUUUCAUGGUUCGUAACUUGGCUAUGUUUCCUGAUACUAUUCCAAGGGUUGACUCUUCCUCUUUGGUGGAAGUACGAGGUUCCUGUGUGAAGAACGCUGAGGAGCGGGAUACUCCAAAACUGUAUUGUGGAGCAGAUGGGGAUUGGCUUGUGCCUCUUGGGCGAUGCAUCUGCAGUGUAGGAUAUGAGGAAGUGGAUGGUUCCUGCCAUGCUUGCAGGCCAGGAUUCUAUAAAGCAUUUGCUGGGAAUAUAAAGUGUUCCAAGUGCCCUCCGCACAGUUUAACCUAUGUAGAAGCAACUUCUGUCUGUCAGUGUGAAAAAGGUUACUUCAGAGCUGAGAAAGAUCCACCAACUAUGGCAUGUACCAGGCCACCUUCUGCUCCACGGAAUGUGAUUUCUAAUAUUAAUGAAACAGCUCUUAUGUUGGAAUGGAGCCCACCUAGUGACACAGGGGGAAGAAAAGAUCUCACCUACAGCGUCAGCUGUAAGAAAUGUGGAUCAGACACCAGCCAAUGUGAGAUAUGCGGUGGAGGUAUCCGUUUCAUCCCAAGACAUACAGGCCUGAUUAACUCAUCUGUGACUGUGCUUGAUUUUGUGUCUCAUGUGAACUACACCUUUGAAAUAGAAGCCAUGAAUGGAGUCUCUGAGCUGAGUUUCUCCCCCAAGCCAUUCACAGCUAUCACAGUUACCACAGAUCAAGAUGCGCCCUCCUUGAUAGGUAUGGUAAGGAAGGACUGGGCUUCCCAAAACAGCAUUGCCCUCUCAUGGCAAGAGCCUGACUUUCCCAAUGGAGCCAUUCUGGACUACGAGAUCAAGUACUAUGAGAAAGCCUACCCACGGAUAGCGCCGGCAUUUUGGCACUACCUGCGGGUAGAAGAGCAUGAGCAGCUCAGCUAUUCCUCCACAAGGUCCAAGGCUCCAAGUGUUAUCAUCACAGGUCUCAAGCCAGCCACCAAGUAUAUAUUUCAUAUCAGAGUCAGGACUGCAGCAGGAUACAGCGGCUAUAGCCAGAAGUUUGAAUUUGAAACUGGAGAUGAAACUUCUGAUAUAGCUGCGGAGCAGGGGCAGAUUCUUGUAAUUGCCACUGCUGCUGUUGGUGGAUUCACUCUCCUGGUUAUCCUCACUCUGUUCUUCCUAAUCACUGGGAGAUGUCAGUGGUAUAUAAAGGCCAAAAUGAAGUCUGAAGAAAAAAGAAGGGCUCAUUUGCAAAAUGGACAUUUGCGCUUCCCAGGAAUAAAAACGUAUAUUGAUCCAGACACAUAUGAAGACCCAGCUCUUGCUGUCCAUGAGUUUGCAAAGGAGAUAGAUCCUUCAAGAAUUCGUAUUGAGAGAGUUAUAGGGGCAGGUGAAUUUGGAGAAGUAUGCAGUGGACGUCUGAAGACCCCAGGAAAACGGGAGAUUCCUGUUGCCAUUAAAACUUUGAAAGGUGGCUAUGUGGACAGGCAGAGAAGAGAUUUCCUGAGAGAGGCUAGUAUCAUGGGACAAUUUGACCAUCCAAAUAUUAUUCGCCUCGAAGGAGUUGUUACAAAAAGAUCCUUCCCGACCAUUGGGGUGAAGUCUCUUUCGAGAUUCCUGAGCGCAGGCUUUUUAAAUAGCAUCCAGGCCCCACAUCCAGUCUCACGGGGUGGAUCUUUGCCCCCUGGCAUUUCCUCUGGCAGACCAGUAAUGAUUGUGGUUGAAUAUAUGGAGAAUGGAUCCCUUGACUCCUUUCUGCGGAAGCAUGAUGGACACUUCACAGUCAUUCAGCUGGUUGGCAUGCUUCGUGGAAUCGCAUCUGGCAUGAAGUAUCUCUCAGAUAUGGGCUAUGUACAUCGUGAUCUGGCAGCCCGUAAUAUUUUAGUCAACAGUAACCUCAUGUGUAAAGUCUCUGAUUUUGGUCUGUCACGAGUGUUAGAGGAUGACCCUGAAGCUGCUUACACCACAAGUGGUGGAAAAAUCCCCAUAAGAUGGACUGCCCCUGAAGCUAUAGCCUACAGAAAGUUCUCUUCUGCAAGUGAUGCAUGGAGCUAUGGGAUUGUCAUGUGGGAAGUGAUGUCCUAUGGAGAAAGGCCAUAUUGGGAGAUGUCUAAUCAGGAUGUUAUACUGUCUAUAGAGGAAGGUUACAGGCUUCCGGCUCCUAUGGGCUGCCCAGCUUCUCUCCACCAACUUAUGCUUCACUGCUGGCAAAAAGAGAGAAACCACCGGCCGAAGUUUACUGACAUUGUCAGCUUCCUAGACAAAUUGAUCCGCAAUCCCAGCUCCCUUCAUACCCUAGUGGAGGAUGUACUUGUAAUGCCAGAUUCACCUGGUGAAGUUCCCGAAUAUCCUUUGUUUGUUUCAGUCAUUGAUUGGCUAGAUUCAAUAAAAAUGGGUCAGUAUAAAAAUAACUUCAUGGCAGCGGGUUUCACAACUUUGGAUGUGGUUUCAAGAAUGAGUAUUGAUGACAUUAGGAGAAUUGGAGUUGUACUCAUUGGACACCAGAGACGAAUAGUGAGCAGUUUACAGACUUUGCGAUUGCACAUGAUGCACAUACAGGAGAAAGGAUUUCAUGUAUGAAAGUACUAGAAGCAACUUUGUUUUGUGCCUCAGCAUUUCUAAAAUGGAAGAUAUUCUCAUUCCUCCCUUAUGUUCCUCCCAACUUCAAGAACUGCAGUCUCCUGUUCAGACUAUAAACACAUACUUUUAUGUUAAUGCUUCCAAUGUGGAAUUUUUAAUCACACUGCAUAGUUCCUCCGUCAGUUACCUGCCAAUACAAUCCUGGCGCACUGCAAGACUGUUGCUACACACUGGUGAAUAAUUCAGCAUGGAUGUGUAACUUUGUAUAAGAGUAUCUGGGAAACUUUCAUGGACUUCUUUGAAAGUAAUAGCCUAUUUGGCCUGAUGUGGCUUCCUUAUUGAUGUAUUUAGAGUUUGAUGGUAGAUCAAAAAGUAAUUGACUUUUUUCAUGUUUUGUGAUCAUGUAGCUUCCAAUAUCAAAUGUGCAAUCAGAAAAAAAAGUUUGACAUAAAUAUUUAUUUUAUCUCUUAACUAAAUCCAAAUGUAUGGGUCAUAUUGUUACCUUAACUUUGUAAUAGUUUAAAUGCUGGUAAGCUGGUGCCUGAAAAUGUUAGAAUUCUUUGCAGAAAUGACAAGUGAUUUCAUAUAGUGAAUUCUUGUUAUGUGUGACUAACUGGGGUGCGGAUUAGAAAGAACUGAACUUUAAAUCUUCCUGAGCCCUGGGUUUAAAUUUAUUUGUAUAAGCAUUUGACAUUACAUUAUCCUUUAUAGAGUUGGUUGCAAAAUUGGUUCUUCAGUAGAAUUUUUCACCAUUUUUCAUCCUUUUUUUAUACUAAAUAUCUGCCUCUACCACAUGGUGAAUAACCCUUGGAAAGGCUGUUGUAACAAUUCUCAAGCCACACAGAAUAUUCAGUUGUCAGCUAUACUGCACACUGCAGUCACAUAGACUUUACAGAGCUUUCUGCUCCAAAAUCACAGGCCUCUACCUCUACAACUAAUGGAGAAUCUCCAUUAGGUUAGUAGUUUUAGGGCUUAUAUAACUUCUGUGGGCUAGCUAUUAGAAGGAUGAUGAGAUCCUCAUACUUGAGCAGGUCUGCCAUACCAUCCACAAGAGAUCAGUGGAACACAAACAAACUAAUCACUACUGUAAGUUACGCUAUGUAAGAGUGCGGCAUUAGUUACUACAUUAUAUGUAGGCAGAGAGAAAGGCCUAGGACAGCAGUGUAAUAAUAUGUUGCCUUGAGUUUACUUUUAUAUGUUUGCUGUUAGAAGUAAAAAGCAGACUAUGAUGAAAUGGAGUUCUAGUUAUUAACUAGCUGGUCUUCAUUUAGUACAAAUGCCUAACUGACAUCUAAGAUAAUUCUCUUUAAAACUAGAACUCUUUUUAAUAGCCAUAUUUACGUGCAAGGAAAUGGAUGCAAAGGCCGAACAUAAUAUUUGUACCUCUAUAAGACUUAAAGCUUUCAUGCUCUAUUCAGAUGACUUAUAUAGAUAUACUGGGCUACAUUUUCAAAACUUGCAUGAGAUAUGCGCUACUGUGAACCAUGAAAUGGGCGCAUGUCUGCAUGCUCUGAAAGCCACGCACAUUUUUACAUGCAUGUCACAUGUAAACUGUGUGCAGAUGUUUGUGUUAAUUUGUAUACCAUUUUUAAAGUUAUAUGGAGCUACAAUAUACUUGAGCAUUAUUAAUUUUCAGUUAAAAAGAGCAUUUGGGGCGAUCAGUAAAAUGUAUAUGUAUUACAAAAUGAAUUAACAAGACUAAGUAAUCAUCAUGCUAUUUAUUGCUUAAUUUGCAGCUUAAAAAGCAUACUUCCUGACACUGAGGGAAAGCUGCUGUUAUAUAUGGAAGGCAGAGAAGGAAGAGCAGGAGAAGAUUCAGAAAGGUUUAUCCUUCUAACCAUUUUCACAGAGUAAGACACACUGGCUCUGAUUCACUGCUGUUACUCCACUUUUAUGCUGGUGUGACUCCACUGAUUUCAACAGAGUAAUGGUGGUGAAUCAAGUGCAUUUUUUUUUGUUUUGUUUUUCUAAAGUUCUAACAGAGGAAUAGAUUUCCUAAAGCUAUAGAUUCACUAGUAUCCUUGAAUGCUAAUUUGCUGAAUAUAUUUCAAGAACUUAGACCCCAGUCCCACAAGCAGAUACAAGAGUAAAUUUGUGCACACGAGAAGUCCCAAUGAACUGGACAGGACUCACAUGUGUGAGACUGUUUCCAGGAUCAAGGGCCCUUAAUAGAACAAACUAGCUGUAGUUCUUCUCUGUAAGGCGCUCUCCUGUAAAUUUCUGCCCAAAUUCCACAUUUAAUUUUUUGUUAAGAAGGGUUCUCUUAUGGAACAAAAAUCAUACCAUUUUUUCCAUGUUGUAAGACUUUUUUAAAAAAUAAGAACUUCAGAUUCAAAUCUAAAAGUUGAUUUUCGUUUACUGUUUUGCUUUCCCUUUUGCCUGUCAUUGCUUCCAUUUCCCUCAAGGUGCCAUUUGGGGAAGAGAUCUUUGCAAGCAGCUUUUUAAAUAUGUAUUGAGGAACGGGAGUCAAGUACUUGUUAAGAGGUACUCAAAAAUUACUCAAAAUUAAUCUAAACCAUGUGGGUGUGUUCUUGCGCUCAUAUGUAUGUUUGUUUAUUUUUGCAAAUGUGGAUGCAAAGCUGCAUGUUACAUAUACAUUAAUCCGGAUAUGUCUCAUGGAAAUUAAUUUCCAGAUUUAUCACACUUUUGAAAAUAUAUUUUCAAUAGAACAAAUAUAAUAACAAUAUUAAAACAUUUAUUAAUUAAAUCUAUUUUUAUAAAAACAAGAGUUUAAGUAACCAGGGAAGGAGUGACAGAGGAUUCUUUUGCUGAUGACAUUUGUUUAAGAGAAAAAACAACCUAAUCAUCAUCUCCUAGAGUUUGUGGGUUUCUAUGGAUGGUUGUUGUUGUUGUGCUGCAUAACUCUUUCUUAAUAAUGAUCUUGAUCAAACUUACAUUUCUCCAGCUUUAGAAACUGUAUUUUUACUCUUGCUCGAACAUGAUGCCCACUCCACUGUUUCAACAUACAAAAGAAAUGCAAUGAGGUUUGAGAUUUUUUAAUAUGCUGGUGUUGUCUUUUCAAAUGUGUACAUUUCUGUGCAGGCUACAAAUGUAUGCACAAUGUUACCAACAGCUUCCACUAAAACGGAAGAUUGUUUCUCCAGAUGAAAAUUAGCUGCUCUUAGCGGAUGCAGUUAGCAUUCAAACUGAUUUACUAGGCUACUCUUAAAAAUCUAGCUCUCAGUGCACACCAUUCAGUAACCAAAAGUGUUUGUUGAAAAUGCACAGAAUAAAGGGAGCAUGAGAGAGGCAAAUACAAAAAUUUAUAUUAAAAUAUGGGCAUAGGAAAAUGUACUGAUAUAGUAAUUUACAGGUGAAGUCUCCACAUACAUUCUCAAUUAUUUUGUUGUUGUUCAUCUACAAUGAAAUACAUCCAUCUGUUAUUGGCCUACAUGGGUUCUUUGCACCAUUUAAGCUUUCAAAAUAGGGCUCAAGUGAUACUUAUGUAGUGAACAGCUCUGGUGCUGGCCCUCUGCAAAAAGAUUAAUUUCAUCCCUAGUCCAUAGUACUGAUGAUAGUUUACUUGAAAUGAGAUAACUACAGAAACCCAGGUCUGUAAUAUAUUCUGUCCCUGAGAUAUUUGCACACAAAUGGUAGCAUGCGAGUCAUUAUGAAGACGUGAGUUUCUUAUGAGAUAAAAGGAAAGGAAUUUAGGAGAAAUGGGUUUAAAUUUGCCCAAAUGAACAAGUUGCCUCUAUUAUGUUUUCCUUCAACGUAUGUUAUACAUGAUCAGUAGCAGCUCAAAUGUAGGCUUCAGUCAUGAGUAUUAUGUUUAUUCUAGGCCAUCAGCUGGGCCUGUAUGACAACAUAUGUACAUUUUCAACAUAAAAUGAUCCUUUAAUUGAAAAUAGAUUCAAACAUAAAUCCAAAUGCAUGUAUUAUGAUCAUAUUUGUUGCCUACCCACUCUUCCAAGUUUGUCCUAAACUUUGGUAGACAUCUGCUAGUGACUAAUCAUCACUUACACAGGUAUAUUUCAAUAUAUAGCUCAUAUACUGAAGUAUUUUGAUGAUCUUUAACUUAGAAUUUUCUGUUUUCUGUUUCUUUAAAUAUAAUGGACAUGUCCGUUAGCUGCACCAAGCUUAUUGUCAGUGCAGCAGGAAAAUGGCCCAAAUGUGGCUCUAUAAUAACUUUUAGGUUUCUCCAUCCUGGGGCUAGCUGAGGUUGUAACUGGCCCCCAGAACAAGUUAGAGCAGGUUCAAGUAACUUCCAUUGAUUGGAAUGGUCCCAUAGGAGCCAUUCUGGCAUUUGAGGGUUGCUGUAGCAUAGCACACUCUGGCCAAAUACUCUCAUGCCUCUAACUCACCUUGGAAUAUCCUCUGCAUGGAGUGGGAGAAAGCAGGUAGCAACUGAGCUGACUACACCUGCUUUAUGCUAUUAGGAGACUGUCUGCUGCCAGAGAAAUCUCCAGAUACCCUUUCAGGGCAGUUUUAAGUCCCACUUAAGUCCCUUAUAACAGAAACAAAACACUUGCCCAAAAGACAUUUUCCAUGCAUUUGGAAUCCACAAAUCUCUUCCUCCCUCACAUACAAUCCUUAGAAAAUAAUAGUACAUGCUGUUCAGGCAAGAAUACUGUGGUGGAAUAUAGGUCCUCAGAUUACAGACUAGGCUACACAGAGCACUGUAUAGCUAUAAAAAGUGUGUGUGUGUGUUAUAAUAGUUGAGAUUUUCAAAGUGGACUACUGAAUUUAAUUAUACAACUCUUGUUAAAAACUAAUGGGACUUCUGUGGCUAAAUCCUCCAGUCAGCUUUGAAAAUUUCAGCCAAUGUGUAUCGUGUGUAUAGUUCCUGGCUUCUUAUCUGAAAAUGUACAUCCCAAAACAAAUAUAUUCAGAAGUGCAGGAGAGUGGCUCUCAAACUAUGGAGAGCUGGCUGGUCACAUGAUACUGGCCCUCCUCCUAAUUCCAGUCACUAAAUCACAUUAAAAACAUUGAACACUGUCCUGAUGAUACUUUUCCAUGUGAAUAAUUGCUGUAGUUCCUGUAGGGAUUUCAAGAGAUCAUGAAUGGUAGGGGAGGUGUUCUUGAGCCAAUCUCUUGAUUAAGAUGUGGUCCAUAUUGUAAAAUAAAGGUUGAGAUCUCCUGGUGUAGUAGCCCAAGAUGCUUAUACAGUAUAAAUUAUUCUCUUAUAGGAUUUCAUCCUCCCAUCCCCAGAUAAUUUAAGGGAAAGUCUCAAGGCAAUGGGACUUUCCAGAUUUUUUAAACAAGAAGUAUUCAAGUUUAGAAAAGACAAUAGGCAGAAGCUUAUUAUGGAGAUAACAUUUGGUUUAAAAUAAAUAGUAAGCACUAUGAGAUUAUAAAUCAUAUUUUCUUAUUUUAUUAUGCUAAGUCGGAGGUAGGCAACCUAUGGCAUGCGUGCCGAAGGUGGCACACAAGCUGAUUUUCAGUGACACUCACACUGCCCGGGUCCUGACCAGCGGUCAGGGCCGGCUCCAGGCACCAGCAUUCCAAGCUGGUGCUUGGGGCGGCAUUCUGCAAGGGGCGGCAGUCCCUGUGUUUUCGCUCCAAAGCAGCACACCAAAUUGCCACGGCGGACAGCGGGGGCAGUCCGUGUGCCUUUAGGGCGGCAGGCGCGUUUCCGUGGUGGCGGCAAUUCGCCAGCAGCUUCUAUGUUCAGCUAUCCGCGGUGGCUUCAGCUAAACACAGAAGCUGCCGCCGAAUUGCCGCUGCCGGGGAAACACGCCUGCCGCCCUAAGGGCACAUGGACUGCCCCGCUGUCCGGCGGCAAUUCGGCUGCUGCUUGGGGCAGUGAAAACUGUAGAGCCGGCCCUGCCACCGGUCCAGGGGGCUCUGCAUUUUAAUUUAAUUUUAAAUGAAGCUUCUUAAACAUUUUAAAAACUUUAUUUACUUUACAUACAACAAUAGUUUAGUUAUAUAUUAUAGACUUAUAGAAAGAGACCUUCUAAAAACGUUAAAAUGUAUUACUGGCACAUGAAACCUUAAAUGAGACUGAAUAAAUGAAUACUCGGCACUCCACUUCUGAAAGGUUGCCGACCCCUGUGCUAAAUAAUGACACUGGUUCAUGUCAGAGUAUCUCAGUGGGUUUCUUUAAGAUGUUCUCUAACAAUAUCUCUCACUUUUCCCUUAUUGCAAGAGAUUUUUCAACUGUUCCUCUGUUCCACAGAGACUUCUUCUAUUAUCCCUGUAUAAUUAAAUGAGAAGCUAAGGAUAUAGAAAACUUUAUAUUAAAAAAAUCAAUCCCAAAAUCAUUUCAAGCUUUUCUUCUCUGCUAUUUUUGCUGUGUUCCUAAUUUGUGAUCUAUGUCCCACAUUUAGGCAAUGUUAGGUUAGGUGCUAUAUCUGUAUCUCAGAAAUGAUAUAUGUACUAUACUAAGUUGCUAUAGUAGGCCCCAAAUCUGCAACAUUUAAGCACACAUGACUUCAACAGGACUACUCACAUGGGUAAAGUUAGGCAUAGAUUUAAAGAGUUUGCAAGAUUGAGGCUUUAAUAAGUAUGUAUAAAGCAACAUUAGAUAAUGUUAAUUUUAUAGUUUUUCUUUUAACUUCAAUAACAUAUUUUGUUUACCUGAGUAGAGGUCUAAUCUAUGUGGCAUUUUUAUAAAAUCUUCUGAUUAUAUCUGUCUUUAAUAUGUUGGAAGAUUUUGUUCAGUUCCUGCUAUCUUUAUUUAGGGAAUUCCAUUUGUUUCUAUAAAUAUUCUCCUCUUAGAUGCACAGCAGGAAGUUAGCUAAUUCUCCAAAUUUUUUACUAAUAAAAAAAAUUAAUGGAUACAACAAGACCUCUUUAUUAGUGGUGAUUUAGUGAGCUUAGUAUAUAUGAAGUAGAGAAAAGAUCAAACCAGAAUCCUGGAUCCACUCAGACUCCUAAACUUUGGAGUUCAGAACUUCAUUUAAAUGUAAACUGUAUGGUGACUGGGUCCUAUAUAGUAUAAUUAGCCAUAUCUGAACCCUGGAUCUGAACAUCCUCAAAGUUUGGGAAAUUCCAAACUGGAAUCCAAAUUUUGAGAUGAUGGUUCAUUUCUGGUUGUGAAUUAUGAAGAUAGUGUGCUUCAAAUCAGCCUAGGUGAAGUAAUAUUUUCGCAAUAUUAUCACACUAAGAUGAUCUGAUGAUCUAGUACGUUGGCUCUUCAGAAAUAAAAUCAAUUUGCUGAUUCUCCAGAAUCCAGCCUGUGACAAUACUAGGCACCAUCAUUAUAGCUUAGAAUUUUCAGUAGACGAGAUUCUCUUUUGUGAACAUAAUGUUAUAAUAAUUGGGAAUUCUAACUGUUCUGCACUUCUUAUAACUAGGUUUUGUGAACAGCCAAAAUAACAGUAAAGAGUAUAGCUGACCAAUGAUGACAGCCCUAAAAGCCCACAUUUCAGUUCUCUCUAAUUCAAAUUGAGCUCUUACUGGUUAGUCAAAAGGUGAAAAAGAAAAAAAAAUCCACAAAUGUUAAUAUACUGGAUGCUUUAUGCUAUAUAAUUUAUAAUCACUUUACAUGACUGGAAAAGUGAUCAGCUGAAGCAGACAACAAACUGUAGUUAUUGUUUUAAACUUGUACAUUAUUAUUCAUUAAGCAAUAACUGCAGGUUCAGUGCUGUAAAACUGCUGUACAGUUAACAAGACAUUUCCUGCCUUGUGACUCUUUCAGUCUACUUAAUUGAGUGCAUUUAAAACCCCGCUGGAAAGAAUAAUGUAUUUUAAUAGUAGAAUCCUGUAAUGAGAGUGAUUACUGUUACUGAUGUAAACAGUGUGACAAUUUGAAGUUUGUGGGAGAGUGGGCAAAUGUCAAUAGGGUCCAAUCUUGCUCCUACUGAAGUUAAUGGAAGUUUUGUCAUUAACUUCAGUGAGAGUAGAAUGAGGCUCUAAGUAAAUUAUACAAAUAAUGAUCAGUCCAAACACUGUAAAUGAGUAUUUCCCCCCUCUAUUAGCACUGUUCAAUAGUUGCUAAAGGCCAAACUUGUAUUAGUAACCAUGCUCUCUUGUAUUAAUAAUUCUUUAUCGAUAUUUACUAGACACGGAACUCUGUCACUUAGGCCCUGAUCCAAAGCCCAUUUCAAACAGUGAUAAUAUGUCAAUUGACUGAAAUGAGUUCUUGAUCAGGCUGUAGAGCUAGGGAGUUGCUGUGGGAAAAGGAAGAAAUACCCUACCUGAACAGUGGUGGAGAGAGGACACUGAGCAUAACCAGUUGUAGCUCAGGGAGUGAUGGAGGUUACUUUAUGGUUGCUUUCUGCAUGACAGAGCGGAGAUCUGGUGAGGAGGAAAUGCUCUCUAUACUCUCUCUCCCCCCACCUCCCGUUCAUGUACCUGAAGUGGACUGCCAUAAUUUAGCCCAUAAUAAGUACUGUACUGCAUAUAGUAGUACAUCUAGAAAUUCUGUAACUAUAUCUCCUCAGAAAUAAUAUCCAUAAGUUAAUUUAUGCAUUUUAGAAGAAAAUCACCCUCAAAUAAACAGAACCUACCAACCCAAAUCAAAUGUUUGUAUAGUAUUUCUUUAUCUUGUUCUAUUCUCUCCCUAAAGUGACACACGCCAUGAUGACCUAUGACCUACCCCUCUAAAUAUUACUCCUUACUGGUAUAGUAAUUUUCCUCUUUGUAGGAGUUUGCUUCUUCUAUGUAUUUUAAAGGUAUGCUCAAAGAUUCCAAAAAAACACCCUUAGUGCACUGUGCCCAAAAUAAUGUGAUAGGUUUAAAAUCAUUUAGCAUGACUUUAACAUCAGCUAAUGAAGGGUACUGUUACAAAUGAUGUGAAAAUAAAAAAUGUUCCUCCUAGGGGUUCUCUUUAUUGGAUUCCUGAUUCAAGUCCAUAUUUCAUUGGGAUUGCAUGGUUUUGAAAACUCCUAAGGCAUAACACCUGUCAUUCAUGGGUAGAACUUACGACAGGAUACCUUUUCUACCCCCCCUCCCACAAAAGAGUAAGUUAAGUUUGAACCAGAACCUUUUCAUUUAAAGCUAUAGAUUAUUUUAGGGCUGUUCCUCCUUCUACCUUUUACAGCAAUGCUUGUCAUGGAAGCAAAAGUCCACUCUCACUGUGGUGGCAACAUUUAUCCCUGGAAUAACUCCAAUUAAGUUACCAUACUACUGCAGGGAUGAAUGUGGUCCUGAGUUCUUAGCUAAAGCUUCAUUCCUGCUCCUGUCGAAGUCAAUGUCAAAACCCCUAACUACUUUAGUAGUACAGAAUACAUGAUGGACAUUACUACUGUGAUUGAAAACCUAUAAAACCAGCAAAAAUAUGGCCUGAUUCUGACAGGUGCUUUGCAUCUGCAACUCCUAUUGACUUCAGUAGGACUGGCAGACACUGUGCACCUCUGAAAAUCAUGUGUAGUUUGCAGAAGCACAAAACUGCUUUGCAAAUACUCCAAUGCAGCAGGAAAAAAAGGUCUUAAAAAGGUGUUGUGAUGCUGAAAAUCUGGAUGUGAGACUACAAUUACUAAUUGGCAAUGGAGUAUCUUCUAGUAAAACAACUUUAAUUUGGUCAAAGAUGGCAAAAAUUCUGCUUCAUCUAAUUUUGUCUUCAAGAUUAUUUUUAAAAUAUGCUAUUUCCAUUUAGAGAAAAUAUGCAGAAAACAUAGUUGUUCCCCUCAAAAGGUUAGUUUUGAUUUUGACAUGGAAGAUAGCGGUCUUUCUAGCUGUGUUUGGUACGUUUUUUCAGCAUAGCUUCCAAUUCUGUGUAUUAGGCUUUAAACGUGUAUGAAUUCAAAAGGGUUUUUAAUCUUGUUUUUGCUGUGAAAUUAGGUUGUUCACGAUUAAAUAUGACUGCUCAUCAUAGUUUGCUGUUCUAGUAUAGCCAUAAAAUGUAUUGACAUAUGUGUAUAUAUAAAUAUCUAUUUGUUGACAGACACUUUAGGCAAUAUAUAAAUAGCCAUGUCAAAACAUCUAAAGUUGCAGUAUAAUCAGACCUGAAAAAUACUUUACAAGUAAACAAUGCCCUCUGCACAGAUCGUUAUCAAUAUUCUGAAAGCCACCUCUUUAGAAAGAUGCCAACUUGUGUUUUGGCAUUGCUUCUUUUCUCCUUAGAGAUACAUUUGACUAUUGAGAAUUACCUGUAUCUAAAUCACCUUUCUUCCUAUACAAAAGUGACCAUUGGGUGUUAUACCUUUAAGUUGUGCCAUUCAGCGAUUCUGAACAUUGAAAAAUGUGCCUGUGUAAUACUGCAAACAGCAAGCGAGAGCCAACAUUUCUGAGAGAGAGAACAUUUCAUAGCUGGCAUAGUUAUUUUUCUCUUGGGACUGCCUCACCAUUUCAAAUUACUUUUCUUCAUGUAAUAUGCCUCCCCCACAUGUUCCAAAUGCAUUUUGGUUUCUCUCAAGUUAUAGCAGUGUUGUGGGAAUAACUGAAAUAAAAAGUUUAAAAUACUGAGCUUCAAUCCCAAGAAGAAUAUGGGAACCUACCUACUUUACAUCAGAGGUGAAGUAGUUCCUAUUUACUUGAAGGUGGUAUUAUUUUCCUUUUUUUUAAAUCUACUAUUAUGAAGAGAUGAUGUUCCAUGUAAAUUUUCAUGUGCUGGCAUGCCUACAAAUUAAUAGUGUAAUAGACUGCUCAGCUCUCAAAACUAGGGCAUUGUUAAGGUGAAUUGCAUUACACAUGCCAUCUAUUUGCAGAACAAAUAUGGGGUUUGGCAAAGCUACCUGCUGAGCAACAUAAUAAGAUUUUUGUACAAAGUACAAGUUACUGAUUAUUAUUGUAUUUUAUUUUUCUAUAAUUUCCUAAGAAGCAUUAUCAGGUCUUACA
Gopherus flavomarginatus (Mexican gopher tortoise) is the source of this 14059-nucleotide messenger RNA. RefSeq names its product EPH receptor A6 (gene EPHA6). Gene Ontology annotation, cellular component: plasma membrane; neuron projection. The record is from RefSeq and is a predicted model, not a curated record. NCBI's taxonomy places the organism in Eukaryota, Metazoa, Chordata, Testudines, Testudinidae. Gene Ontology annotation, molecular function: protein binding; ATP binding; transmembrane-ephrin receptor activity. Gene Ontology annotation, biological process: protein phosphorylation; axon guidance; cell surface receptor protein tyrosine kinase signaling pathway. The coding region runs from base 239 to 3394 and encodes 1051 amino acids. The transcript is spliced from 19 exons.